AUGCCGCUGGCGACAGCACUUCCGGCCGUCGUCGGCGGUAUCUGUUGUUUCGCCUGUCCAUUCUUUUUCUCAACCGGCCCGGGUAUUCUCUUUCUACAUUUCCUGAUCGUCAACGCCGUUAUUCCAGGUUUUAAAAAAAUUUUAGUCCAGACAUUAACUCAUGCCGUGUUCAAAGUAGUUUCCGCGAAAUGGUCUCUGACUCUCCUAAAUUCAGUUAUGUUUUUCUUUCUCUGAUGGCUAUUUUUUGCAGGAUCACUUCGAAUACGGUUUUAGAAUUUUUUUUUUAAAGAAAACAAAAGAUUUUUAGUUUUUUUUUUCACUUACUUUAAUUUUUUAUAAGGCAAUAACUUCAAUUUUUGAACAAUUUUCACUUUACAGAUGCUUCCAUUUCGGUUGCUCCGUCCUUGUUGCUUCCAGCAGCUGCUAUAUUACAGCUUCUUGAACAAAUUUUGAAGCUGAACAAGAAAGGUUCAGUUUUAUUUCUUGCUGUGCCUUUUCCUAGCAUGAUGCUGGAAUGAAAGCAACUGGUAACAGAAUUAACGGAAAAAAGUGGCUUAAACUUUUUCAAAAACUUUUUUUCAAUAGAAAAGUUGCAAACUUGAGUAAUUCACUCCUUCUCCUUGAACAUUGUCCCUCUACACCUGACUAAAAGCUUUAGUUCUAGUUUCGGUUUUCUUUUUUCUUCAUAGAUAUAUAACACUUAUUAAUUAGGCUCCAGAAUUAUAAUUCUGGAGCCUAAAAUAAUUUGAGGAUAUGAAAGAAUGGUUUUUUAUAGAAAAAAAGCUUUCUUGGUACUGGACGAUAGUCUGCUUCGCUUCGCUUUACCUUUUCGACUACGUCAUCGUUUUGUUGUUCCGAAUGGCGUCACUGGAGACGUCGCUUAUCCUUCUGUUUUUGCUGCUCAUCGUCGGCUUUUUCGCUUUUGCCGAAGAUCCCACUCCGCAAGCGGUACCUUUCGACGUUAGUUUUUUUUUUAGCGCAUUGCAAGUAUUAGUUAUAAAUAACACUGAAGUUGAAAUGAACUAAACUAAAAAUAAGAGAAACGAAACAUCUUCGAUCAACUGCAGUAUUCUAAAGGGAGAUACGCAGAGAUGUGUCUUUUACAUGUAUUUGUUCUGUUAUGAAAACAAUUAGUUGAAAGAGCAAGGCGAGAGAUUAUAUGUCACGAUAAAAUUUUUUUGGAAAAAGGUGUUGCUCGAUUUUAGCUUUACACCUAGGCGCAAUUUAAAAAAAUAUGGAAAUAAACGACGAGAAGAAGAGAUAAAACAUGUUUACAAAUCAUCGAUGAGUUUUCGUAUGUUUGGCGAUUCAAAGGCAUACAUUUGACAAACACAGAUUUCGGUCUCCGUCGCGUGGAAACGAGAGAAAAUGUUUGGAAAGAAAAAUCACAACAUAUGAAACGCCUUGGCUAUGAAAUUUAAAAAAAAGUUAACUUUCACUAGAGCCGCUAUUUUGGCUUAUUAAAGAGUUGGACUCGCGAGAACAUUGCAUGUAGGCACCUUUUUUAAUCACUCAAUAAAUCUUAUACGUUGUAAAAAAAAUCAUUAACUGUUCUUCGUAAAUACUUUGUUAAAGAUACUGGUUGAUGUGGAAUCAUCGGAUUUGUUUCGCGAAUCUGGACACCCAUUCCAUUGCUUGGGCUUCUGUGGCACGUACAUGUACCUCGUUGUUUUGUUAUCGUUUGUUCUCCACGUAAGACUAAAAUUAACUCAAAAAUUCUCACAGAAAUUUCAGGUAGACUUUUUGCGCAGUGAAAUGGCAUCUGGGCUCUGGAACGUGCUUCGCGGUCUCGCCUCAAUGGGAACGAUGCUCACGCCUGCUUUGUUCGGCGGACUUGUUCAUUCUCUGAAGACCGCUUCCCAGAAGAUGACCUCCAAAAAGUGUAAUAUAGUCCAUGCAUAA
This is a messenger RNA of Caenorhabditis auriculariae, 1902 nucleotides long. Lineage: Eukaryota; Metazoa; Nematoda; Chromadorea; Rhabditida; Rhabditidae. The record is from the annotation of a GenBank genome assembly.